AUGGAUUGGCUUUUUGGCAAAAAGAUCUCACCGGAUGAGAUGCUGCGUAAGAAUCAGCGUGCCUUGAAUAAGGCAAUGCGUGAUUUGGACCGCGAACGGAUGAAAAUGGAUCAACAAGAGAAGAAAAUCAUUGCCGACAUCAAGAAAAUGGCCAAAGAGGGUCAAAUGGAUGCGGUCAAGAUCAUGGCCAAGGAUCUAGUGCGCACGCGUCGAUAUUCCAAGAAGUUUAUGCUCAUGAAGGCAAACAUUCAAGCGGUCUCGCUAAAAAUACAAACGCUUAAAUCUCAAAACACAAUGGCCCAAGCAAUGAAAGGUGUCACCAAGGCCAUGCAGAAUAUGAAUCGACAACUGAAUCUCCCGCAAAUACAAAAGAUACUCCAGGACUUCGAAAAGCAGUCGGAGAUGAUGGACAUGAAGGAGGAGAUGAUCAACGACGCCAUCGAUGAUGCCAUGGAGGAUGAGGGCGAUGAGGAAGAGACCGAUGCCGUUGUCUCUCAAGUGCUAGACGAACUGGGCCUGCAGCUAGGCGAACAAUUGGGCGAUCUGCCAACUGCCUCCGGCUCUCUGUCGAUAGCAGGUGGUGCGGGUGCCCAGAAAGCAGCUUCGGCUGUCGCUGCAGGUGGUGCCGGCGGCGGACCUGCUACUGCUGGUGCCGGUGCAGGUGCUGCUGCGACUGGCGGCAGCGGUGGCUCUACACCCAUGUCCGAUGCGGACGCAGAUUUGCAGGCGCGCCUGGACAAGCUGCGCAAGGACUAGUUAAGCCCCGCUAUCACCUGCCGUUUUAUAUACUAGCCCGCUGUUGUUUUUAAGUAACAAAAAUGUUAUUAUCUUUAAUAUGCCCAUAUUCCCUCACGCAAAAAUCGUAUCGCAACUGUGUAAACUUUA
Molecule: messenger RNA, 885 nt
Organism: Drosophila virilis
Lineage: Eukaryota; Metazoa; Arthropoda; Insecta; Diptera; Drosophilidae
Gene: Vps2
Product: vacuolar protein sorting 2
Biological process (GO): endosome transport via multivesicular body sorting pathway; late endosome to vacuole transport; protein transport
Cellular component (GO): multivesicular body; ESCRT III complex
Source: RefSeq, a predicted model, not a curated record